AUGGAAUGUGAUUAUCAAAAAGAUUAUAUUGAGAAAAUAUGUAUUCUACAAUAUGAUAUAUUACUUAAGGACAAUCAAUCAGCUUUAAAUGAAUAUAUUGAUUUUUGUUCGACUCGACAAAUUUUAUCAAUUUUUGAUUUUAAUAACAAUCAAUUACAUCUUUUCGGUAGUUCCAUUUCAACUAAAGAAGCUGAAAAACGAUUCUUCGAUUUGCAAAAUGAAUUAUUGAUCGAAAAUAUAAAAGCACGAAAAAUUGAUGGCAUUCUAUGGUGGUAUGAAGCAUGGGAUGCUACAUGGCAGCAAUACAAUUUUAAUCUAACUUCCAAUAUAGAAUAUCAUUACAAAACCAAUAUAUCAUCUGUUAUGCUUUUGAAUGAGUUAGGUGAACGAGUAAAAAUUGAUUUUCAUAAACUUGAAGAAAUUUAUGGUACACGUAUAAAACGUAUCCGUCGAUCGAAAAUUGAUGAAUUUCAACCUAUUCACUGGAAACUCACUCCUUUAAAUAUAGAACGAUGUUUACUUGAUUCUGAAUCAAAUGAAUAUGUUUGGAUAAAAGAUAAUUUUGAUACAAAAAUGAAAGGACAUUAUACAACAUUCAUAACUAUUGAACGUAUUCAAAAUACGAGAUUGUUUAAACAAUUUUCUAUAUUACAUGAAGAAUAUUUGACUAAAUAUGGCAAAGUUGAUAAUGGAACUAUGCGUUUUUUAUAUCAUGGUUGUCCUGAAUCAGCUUCGACAAAAAUUAUUGCACGAGGUUUUAAUCGUAGUUAUUGUGGUGUUAAUGGAUGUGUCUAUGGACGAGGAGUCUAUUUCUCAACCGAUGCUAGCUACUCAGAUAAAUAUGCAAAUCUGAAUGAAAAAAAGGAAAAACGUAUGUUUUAUAGUCGUGUUCUAAUAGGUCGAAUUGGUAAUUCCACAAUGUGUGAGCCAGAAGAUGGAUACGAUACGACAACUAACGGAACUCAUAUCUUUGUAUGCUAUUACGAUAGUCAGUGCUAUCCAGAAUAUCUUCUAACUUAUAUGUGA
Rotaria sp. Silwood1 is the source of this 1026-nucleotide messenger RNA. The record is from the annotation of a GenBank genome assembly. NCBI's taxonomy places the organism in Eukaryota, Metazoa, Rotifera, Eurotatoria, Philodinida, Philodinidae.